Molecule: messenger RNA, 816 nt
Organism: Rotaria sp. Silwood1
Lineage: Eukaryota; Metazoa; Rotifera; Eurotatoria; Philodinida; Philodinidae
Source: the annotation of a GenBank genome assembly
AUGUACAUCAUUAAUUUACCCAAUCGUUCUGAUCGAAGAACAAAAAUAAUUGCUCUCAUGCAAACACUUCAUUUUGAUGCUUUCAUAGUACCAGCUUAUACCAUACAUUCUUCUGAAGUGGUUUCUCGUAAGCAUCUAUUACAUAAUGGUCGAAUAACAUUAGUCGAACUUGCUAGCUGGGCAAGUCAUAUGCAAGUUUGGUCAGAAAUUACAUUUUCCAAAAGUAAUGACAGUUGGUAUUUAGUGUUUGAAGAUGAUAUUGAUCUUGAAACAUUGACAACAGAAAUACUUCAAUCAUUUCCUGAUGAUCUAUGGCGUAAACCAGAUUUGGUCUAUCUUGGCUCUUGUGGCAAUAUACCUGGUUCAAAAAUCUAUGAAGGAGCGUAUGGUUAUCGUAUACAUCAAGCACUUAACCCAAGCUGUCUGCAUGCAUAUGCAAUUCAACCACAAACUGCUGCAAAACUUCUUAAUCUAUUAUCUUCACCAAGAAGAGCAGCUGAUGAUGAAAUUGUUCUUCUAUCAAAUAGUCAAAAACUAUUGGUAUAUAGUAUUCAUCCACCAUUAGCAUUACAAAGAUUAACUACACCUUCAAAUCCAUCUGAUCUACAUCCAGAAAAAGUCUAUCGGCUGUCUCGAUUCAAAGCAAAAAUCGAUUCUAUGAUUCGAUGGUGGCGAGGUGUGGAAUUAGUAGAUAAACUAAAAGAUUCAGCAUUAGCCAAAGCCAAUAUAGAUAAAGCUGUUGAGUGGAGAGAGAAAAAUGAACAUGGUACUUGGAAGAAUGCAAACAGAAAUACUUCUGAUUGCGAUAGAUGCUGA